AUGAACUUGAAGAAAUUACUCACUAUCAAUCCGGAAUAUCCUCCCGCGGCAUUGACUACAGGUCUCACAGUCUUCUUAGCAAUAAUCUACACCCUAUCAUGGUUCCCUCGAACAAAUUUAAACGAAAGCUGGUCAUUAAAUACAGAUUCUCUUUUCCAUCUCAAAACAUUCUCCAAAUUAUCCACAUAUCCAUUGAUUCAUCUAUCCUUGUUACACCUUCUUUGUAAUGUUUUCGCCAUCUUCGUCCCGUUGACCAUUUUCGAAACGAACCAUGGGACCAUAUACACAGGAGUUAUACUAAACCUGCUUGCUAUAUUCACCGGUGUAUUUUAUUGUUUUGCUGGUACAAUAUUGUAUCCAAACGUUAGCAUUGCAGGAGCAAGUGGAUGGUGUUUCACGUUCUGGGGUUAUUUUGCCCUCCAAGAGAGUAGAAUUAGACCACGUUAUGAGAAUUUCGCGCAUAUUAGUGGUCUUAAUAUUCCUACUGUUGCGGUUCCCAUCGUUAUGCUGUUUGUUAUUGCAUUCUUGGUUCCUGGAUCUAGUUUUCCUGGUCAUGCGCUUGGCUUAAUGUUUGGUUAUUUAAUGGGGUGGAAAGAGAACUGGGUAGCUAUGAUUGUUCCACCAAGUUGGAUCAUCGUUAAGAUUGAGAAGGUUGUUGAUAAAUUGAUUGCCUUAAUUCCAUUUGGACUUACAUAUUAUAAAGAAGAAAAUAUGGAUAGAUCUCGUGAAUAUAAUUCUGUUUGGACUUCUGAAAAUUCGUUAUUACCGUUGACAAAUGAAGUAAGAGUUGUUAACACACCAGCUCAAGGUGGAAGAGUACUAGGCACUUUAUAG
Molecule: messenger RNA, 834 nt
Organism: Naumovozyma dairenensis CBS 421
Lineage: Eukaryota; Fungi; Ascomycota; Saccharomycetes; Saccharomycetales; Saccharomycetaceae
Gene: RBD2
Product: putative rhomboid protease RBD2
Exons: 1
Coding region: 1-834 (277 amino acids)
Cellular component (GO): membrane
Molecular function (GO): serine-type endopeptidase activity
Source: RefSeq, a predicted model, not a curated record